Diceros bicornis minor is the source of this 1831-nucleotide messenger RNA. Its product is annotated as sialic acid-binding Ig-like lectin 5. Gene Ontology annotation, biological process: cell adhesion. Gene Ontology annotation, cellular component: plasma membrane. Gene Ontology annotation, molecular function: sialic acid binding. NCBI's taxonomy places the organism in Eukaryota, Metazoa, Chordata, Mammalia, Perissodactyla, Rhinocerotidae. The record is from RefSeq and is a predicted model, not a curated record.
AGGGUGGACCAUCCAAAGGCAGGAGGACAGAAUGUUGUUGCAUCUGCUGCUACUGCUGCCUGUGCUGUGGGGAGUGCCCAUGGCUCAGGAUCAGAUCUAUCAGCUGGAACUACUGGCAUCCGUGACAGUGCAGGAGGGCCUGUGUGUCUUCGUGCCCUGCAAAUUUUCCUAUCCUUGGAUUUCAUUUGGAACCCUCCACGUGUUUUGGUUCCGGAAAGGGGCGGAUAGAAACCAAGAUCUUCCAGUGGCUACAAACAAACAAGAACAGCAGCUGCAGGAGAGCACUCAGGGCCGGUUCUUCCUCCUUGGAGAACCCCAGGCCCACAACUGCUCCCUGAGCAUCAGAGAUGUCAACAUGGGGGACAAUGGAACUUACUACUUUCACAUGGAGGAUGCCUUGAGGAAACACUCAUAUCUAGAUAAGAUGCUCUCUCUGCAUGUGACAGCCCUGACCCACAGGCCCGACAUCCUUACUUCAGAGCCCCUGGAGUCUGGCCGCCCUGGGAACAUUACCUGCUCUGUGUCCUGGGCCUGUGAGUAGGGCAUGGCCCCCAUAUUCUCCUGGACAUCUGCUUCCCUCACCUCCCUUGGCCCCAGGACCCACCUCUCCUAUGUGCUCACCCUCACCCCACGGCCUCAGGACCACGGUACCAGCCUCACCUGUCAGGGGAAGUUCCCUGCAGUUGGCAUGACCAUGGAAAGGACCAUCCAGCUCAAUGUCACCUAUGCUCCACAGAACAUGGUCAUCAGCAUCUUCCAAGGAAACAGCACAGACCUCAAGAUCCUGCAAGACGCCUCGACCCUUCCCGUCCUGGAGGGCCAGACUGUGCGGCUGCUCUGUGUGGCUGACAGCAACCCCCCUGCAGAGCUGAGCUGGUUCCAGGGGUCCCCAGCCCUGAACGCCACCCCCAUAUCCACCACCGCCAUCCCGGAACUGCCUACCAUAGGGACUACAGGAGGAGACUUCACCUGCCUCGCUCGGCACCCACUGGGCUCCCAAAAUGUCUCUGUGAGCCUCUCCGUGGUCUACCCCCCACAGCUGCUGGGACUCUCCUGCUCCUGGGAGGUCCAGGGUCUGCACUGUGGCUGUUCAUCCCAAGCCCAGCCAGCCCCCUCCCUGCGCUGGCAGCUGGGGGAGGGUCUGCUGGAGGGGAACAGCAGCAACGCCUCCUUCACGGUCACCUCCAGCUCCGAGGGUCCCUGGGCCAACAGCUCCCUGAGCCUCAGCAGGGGGCUCAGCUCCUGCCUCAGACUCAGCUGUGAGGCCACGAAUGUCCAUGGAGCCCAGAUUGCCACUGUCCUGCUGCUGCCAGGUAAACCAGAACCCAGGGCUGGCAGGGUCCUGGCAGCAGUUGCAGGAGCUGGCAUCACGGCCUUGCUUCUCUGCCUCUGUCUCAUCUUCAGAGUGAAGACCUGCAGGAAGAAGGCAGCCCAGCCAGUGCAGAGCACGGACAACGUGAACCCAGUCAAGGGCUCAGGCUCCGGGGCUCAUCGCCACCAGUUCUGGACAGACUCCCCUUCAGACCACCCAGCCCCUGCUGGGGUGAGCCCCAUCUCGAGAAAGGAACCAGAGCUCCACUAUGCUUUCCUCAGAUUUCACAAGCCUCCCAAAAAAAAAGACAUCAACAUCGAAUAUGCAGAGAUCAAGACACACAAAUGAGGGAUUUUUAUCUCACAGUUCUGGAGGCUGGAAGUCUGAGAUCAACAUCAGCAGGGUUGUUUCCUUCAGAGACCUCUCUCCUGGGCUUUCAGACAGCUGUCUCCUCCCUGUAUCCUCACUUGGUCUUCCCUCUUCUUAUAAAUGUUUCUUCUUCUUAAAACGAUACCAAGU